Anthonomus grandis grandis is the source of this 1663-nucleotide messenger RNA. RefSeq lists its product as uncharacterized. The coding region runs from base 36 to 1613 and encodes 525 amino acids. The transcript is spliced from 3 exons. The record is from RefSeq and is a predicted model, not a curated record. Lineage: Eukaryota; Metazoa; Arthropoda; Insecta; Coleoptera; Curculionidae.
GAGUUUCUUUUUAAUUUCAGUCAAACAGUACAGAAAUGGAUAAUGUUGUUACUGGUACUGAUGUACAACAACAGCCGUCCAGAGAAAUGAUCGAUGGGAAAGCUUCGCAAAACAACAGCGGAGUAGAUAAUAAUUUCGAUGUUGAUUCGCAACAGCCAUCAUCCAGCAGAAUAAUGUGCCUGACAACGCCGGAUCCCAAUUUUACUAUUUCCACUGAUGAUCUUGAGGAUGGAGAAAACGAACUUCUUAACUUUGAAGAUUCAGGAAGCGAAUAUGAUCCGGAAGAAGUUGAUGAAUCUGAAUCUAAAAAAUCUGACUCUGUAGACUCUGAAGAGCAAGAACUUGAAGAACCAGAAGAAGAAGAACGAAACGAACAAAAGGGCCGGCCAAAAAAAGGAAGACCUAUAAAAUAUCAAGGACAGACUUUUAAGAGUAGAAAAAAAUUAAAAGACGCCAACAGGAAACAUUACAUAGUAAAAGGAAAACUGGUAGAGCCAAAAAAAUUUAUAGAUUUUCAGUGCAAGUGUACAUUAAAAUGUACCGAAAAUGUUUCUUCUUCCAUUAGAGAAAAAUGGUUUCAGCAAUUCUGGGACCUUGAAUCUUAUAAUGCUCAAACAGCUUUUAUUGCUGCUACAAUAAAAGUUCAUGGCAUAAAAAGAAAACGAAAUAAAGAUAGCAAUAGAAGACAAAAUACCAGGAUUUAUGAAAUAAAUAAUGUAAGGGUUUGCAGAGAUAUGUAUACUCAAACAUUAAGAAUUUCUCCAAAAAGAGUAAACACAGCAUUAAACAAAAUCCAAACAGGAAAUGUCAAAGAUAAAAGAGGUUUUAAAAUCUGUGGUUUCAACAAGAUAUCUGAAGAAAUAGAAAAUAAAGUAAAAAUUCAAAUAGCUAAAUUUCCAACAUACAUUUCAUAUUAUUGCAAAAAUAAUGAUGUAGAGGCAAAGUUUUUGGCAACAGAUCUAACACUAAGCAAAAUGUUUAAUUUAUUUAUUGAGGAAGAAACUAAAGAUAAGAUAGGAUUUUCAACAUAUAAGUCAAUUUUCUACAAAAACUUUAAUCUACGACGCAAACCACCCUUAAAAGACACUUGCAAUACAUGCGAUUCUUUUAACAUUAAAAUAAAAAAUAAUGAUGAUUUAAAGGAACAAUAUAAAUUGGAACAUGAAAAUCACCUAGAUACCGCAAACGAAGCACGUGAAGCGAUGAAGUGUGAUCUGAAGCGAGCAAAAAAUAAUGCAAAACUUGAAGCUGUAACAUACGAUAUGGAAAAAGUUUUGGGCUUACCCAAGUUGCCAACUAAUUUGGUAUAUUAUAAACGGCAACCUUCAAUUUACCACGAAGGAGUACAUGCAGGAUCAACCGAUACGCCAUAUUGCUUUAUUUGGACAGAGGCAAUUGCGGGUCGUGGAGCUCAAGAAGUGGGUUCUUGCUUUAAAAAAUUUAUUGAUAAUUAUUUAGUUCAAGGAAAAGAGGAAUUGAUUUUAUGGUCCGACUCGUGCGGUGGACAAAAUCGAAACAUAAAAAUUGUUUUGCUAUUAAAAGCUAUACUAGAAACUCACCCUUGUUUAAAAACUUGUUACAGGUUAAAAUUGGCAUUUUAUGCUCUUUAUUAAAAGCACUGAUUACAGUUAUAUUUUCAAAAUAGAUAUUUUACAAAUAUUAA